Messenger RNA from Naegleria gruberi, 648 nucleotides. RefSeq lists its product as uncharacterized. The coding region runs from base 1 to 648 and encodes 215 amino acids. The transcript has a single exon. Lineage: Eukaryota; Heterolobosea; Eutetramitea; Acrasida; Naegleriidae. The record is from RefSeq and is a predicted model, not a curated record.
AUGUUAAAUUGGCCUGGUUUGUAUGAUAAGAAGAAUCACAAGGCAAUAAUAUUGAAUGUCGAUGAUUUAGGUGAUUAUGAGGUAUUAUCGGUCCUUGAUUUUUCAUUAUGUGAUUCGGAUGUUUUCAUGACCAAAGUACCUGAUUAUCUUCAAAGUUCUUGGAAGAGUGCUUUGGAAUUAACGAAUAAUAAUACAAAAGAGGAAUUAAUAAUGAAACACGUUUUUGAAAAACAAGAAAAGACUGUUAUUGAUAGAAUAGAGGCAGAGAACAAUGAUGUUGCUCCUGACUUGCCACUAAGUACAAAAUCUUUUCUUGCAAAAGGUUUGAUUUCUCUUAAACCAACAGGCAUAGUGUUUGAUGAUAAUAGGGACAUGUUAAAAGUUGAAGAAGAUAUGGAGUGUGUGUUUGAUAGGGACAAAAUAGAAAAUGUUGAUUGUCCUAUUGAGUUCUCCAAAAAACUGUUCCUCUCCUACAAAAACAACAAUCCAACUCCAUUACUGUCACCACUGUAUGCAUUACAGAACAUGUAUUUUGAACAAAAUUCAGAAAUGAACUAUCAGGAAACUCUUUCUAUUCUGUUUGCCUAUCUCAUUAGUAUUUCAAAUGGAAACUUGGCCUCUACUGAGUAUGUUCACCAAUUCUUUUAA